Lactuca virosa is the source of this 1854-nucleotide messenger RNA. NCBI's taxonomy places the organism in Eukaryota, Viridiplantae, Streptophyta, Magnoliopsida, Asterales, Asteraceae. The record is from the annotation of a GenBank genome assembly.
CACAAAAUCACUAACAGAUUUAACUCAUAACUUUUGAACAUCUUAUCAUAUGGCGACUAGAUUUGGUCACUAAUCAUCAACUAUGUGAAAAUUAAUUAUCAAAGACUUCUGAUUUCUGCACCUGGUUGAAGGGUUAAAUGGGUCCACUGAUCGGAUAUCUAGCAGGUUUUCCAGCCAGUUUUCUGUUCCUGUACGUUAUAAUGAUGCUCGUUAAGUUUCUUCACAAAGUGUGGUGGAUGCCUAUCCGUAUACAACAUGCCAUGAGAUCUCAAGGAAUCAAAGGCCCUUCUUACAUGUUCUUCCAUGGAAACACCAAAGAGAUCUCGAACAUGCGAUUAAUAUCCAUGGGUCGACCCAUGGAUCAUUUAUCCCACGAAAUCUUCCCCAGAAUUCUACCUCAUGUUCAUUCAUGGGUUAACUUAUACGGAAGGAAUUUCUUGAAUUGGUAUGGUCCUCAAGCUCAAUUGGUGGUUACUGAAGCUGAACUUAUCAAAGAAAUAUUGUACAAUAAAGAUGAUGUUUACCCAAAAAUCGAACUGGAAGGCCAUGCAAAGAAGCUGUUAGGAGAUGGUCUCUCUUCAACCAAAGGUGAUAAAUGGACUAAGCUUCGAAAGCUCGCUAAUGGUGUCUUCCAUUCCGAAAGCUUAAAGAGCAUGAUUCCAGCGAUGAUUUCUAGCACUGAAACAAUGCUUGAAAGGUGGAAAGAGUACAACGGGAAAGAAAUCGAAGUGUUCCAAGAAUUCAGAAUAUUAACAUCCGAAGUCAUUUCCAAGACUGCUUUCGGAAGCAGUUAUUUAGAAGGGAAGAAAAUCUUUGAUAUGUUGAUGAAGUUAACACUGAUUGUUUCAAGGAAUGCGCAUAAAAUCCGGCUUCCUGGCAUCAGCAACUUGAUCAAGACCAAUGAUGACAUAGAAUCAGAGAAACUUGAACAAGGAAUCAAAGAUUGCAUUGUUGAGAUCAUACAGAAACGAGAUCAAGAAAGAAACUUGGAAACAAUCAGAAGCGAUUUUCUUGGAGAACUACUUGAAGCUUCUCGUGAUAAAGAUGAUCUGAAACGGAUCUCUUUAGAUGAUAUGGUGGACGAGUGUAAAACAUUUUAUUUUGCUGGACAUGAAACAACCACAUCUUUACUUGGAUGGACUGUUCUUCUUCUAUCAAUGCAUCAAGACUGGCAAGAAAAAGCUCGGAAAGAAGUUUUCGAGCUCUUUGGAGAAACAAACCCUAAUCAAGAUUCAAUCACAAGACUCAAAACAAUGAACAUGAUUGUUGAAGAAUCUUUAAGACUAUACCCACCAGUUCCCGCUAUAAAGAGAAAAGUGGCGAAAGAAGUUAGAUUAGGGGAGAUGAGCCUUCCAGCGAACAUGGAGCUGUAUAUUUCGCCAUUAGCGAUUCACCAUGACCCUAGAAUAUGGGGAGAUGAUGUUCAUAUGUUUAAGCCAGAUAGGUUUGAAGGGGGGAUAGCUAAAGCAACAAAGAACACACCAGCAGCAUUCUUGCCAUUUGGGUUCGGACCAAGGACUUGUGUAGGAUUAAAUUUCGCACUGGUGGAAGCCAAGAUUGCACUUGUGAUGAUUUUGCAGAGAUUUACGUUUAAAUUGUCACCAAAUUACGUUCACUCUCCUGUUCAACUUUUUAUGGUUAGACCCCAGCACGGAGUUCAGAUCUUUCUUGAUGCUAUUUAACUGAAAACUCAAUCGACAAUUAGGAUGUGAAUGAGUGACUUUAUUUGUUGUUUUAAGAAAGGUUGUCGUGGGUCAAAUGUCAAGAAGAACUUGCCCAUGAGGGAUUUUAAUUUUAGCAUGAUUGAAAUUGAAUGUGCAAAUGUGUUUAUACUUUUUGUUGCUUGUUUUUUUG